Messenger RNA from Daldinia caldariorum, 1893 nucleotides. RefSeq names its product Oxidoreductase, molybdopterin-binding domain-containing protein. The record is from RefSeq and is a predicted model, not a curated record. Gene Ontology annotation, molecular function: molybdenum ion binding; oxidoreductase activity. The transcript has a single exon. The coding region runs from base 1 to 1893 and encodes 630 amino acids. Gene Ontology annotation, cellular component: mitochondrion. NCBI's taxonomy places the organism in Eukaryota, Fungi, Ascomycota, Sordariomycetes, Xylariales, Hypoxylaceae.
AUGUCGAUACCAACUUCGCGGCAGCUAGGCUUGGAGUUGUUAAGGGCGACGAGACGAUGUCGCCCAAACUUUGGAUAUCUUCAAAAAUGCGAGAUUCGACAGCCCGCCGAUUCCCACGCUAGAUAUUCCCACACUAGAUAUUCUCACGAUAGAUAUUCUCACGCUAGAUACUUUCACUCCCAGCCCGCCUUUCGAACUGCGUCGCCCAAGGCCGCUCCGAAAUCCCCUCCGAAAUCCCCCCCGAAUCCUCGCCGUCUGCGUCCCCUCCCCGUCCUUGCUGCAGGUGGUGGACUCCUCACCGCACUCUUCUCCAUCUUUCAACCUGUCUCCCAUGAGCCUCUCGAAGUUCCUCGAGACAAAAAACCACCGCCUGAUUCGACUUCUAGUAAUAACGACGACGACGGGUUUCCGCGCUAUCGACUUUCGGAAGUUAAAGAGCACGGGCCAAAAUCCGAAAGGCCUUGGGUGAUAUACGAGGAUAAGAUAUACGACAUAACAGACUGGGUCCCCGCUCACCCCGGUGGCGAGGUGAUUCUCCGCGCUGCCGGUGGAAGUAUCGAACCGUAUUGGGAUAUCUUUUCUAUUCACAAGUCGCCCUACGUCCGCGAAAUUCUCGAUCAGUACGUCAUCGGAAAGGUACACCCGGACGACCUCGAUAAUGGAAGACCGCUGCAGGACCACAUCGAAGAUCCCUUUAUAACCGACCCGGCUAGGGACGCGAGGCUAAUACAGCUGACGCGGAAGCCAUGUAAUGCCGAGACGCCUGCGGAGGAACUUGCCGAAUCUUUUCUCACGCCAAAUGACAUCUUCUACGUCCGUAAUCAUAUGUGGGUUCCUCUCGUGGACGAGGCCGAGGUUGAAGAUUAUACCAUCACCGUCGAGCUUCCCGACGGCGACAGCAAAACUUAUAGCAUCAAAGACUUGAAGACCCGUUUCAAGCAGCACGCCGUCACCGCUGUUCUGCAAUGCUCUGGCAACCGGCGCAGCGAUAUGACCCGUUACGCAACCAAGACGAACGGUUUGCAAUGGACGGUCGGCGCUAUCAGCUGCGCGAAAUGGGAAGGUGUACGAUUACGAGACGUCCUCGCCGACGCUGGCCUGCCGCUUGAAGAACCCGGAGAAGAUGCUCAGCACGUCCAAUUCUCGGGGCUAGAGGCCUAUGGCGCCAGCAUUCCCAUCGCACCCGUGCUGGAUCCCAUGGGAGACGUGCUCCUCGCGUUCAAGAUGAACGACGCCCCGCUUCCGCGGGAUCACGGCUUUCCGGUCAGAGUAAUCGUUCCCGGUCACGUAGCAGCAAGAUGCGUCAAGUGGGUGAACAAAAUUGUGGUCAGCGACGAAGAAAGCAAUACGACGUGGCAGCGCCGGGAUUACAAGUGCUUCGGACCCAACGAAGUCAAGCAGGAUUGGGACAAGUACAAGGCUAUCCAGGUCAUGCCCGUUACGAGCGCCAUCACACGUACCAAGUUGAAGCCUGCAGAGAAGGCGCCCGGCGAAGAUACGGGCGCCUCGGCCGAGAGCUCGGUUGUCCAAUUUGAAGGAUACGCCUACUCGGGUGGCGGGCGAGAGAUCCAGCGUGUCGAUAUAAGCUUCGACGGCGGGGAGACAUGGGACCAAGCCCAACUCGUAGAUGACACCAAGCUCGAGAGAGGAAGUAAAGCCUGGUGUUGGAAGAGGUGGCGCUACGAAACCGCCAUGUCCGAAGUCGCGAAAGGCUCCAGGGACGGCUCCAAGGCUACCGUCGUUGUCAAAGCCACGGACGACGCCUACAACACCCAACCCGAGACCCAUAAGAGCAUAUACAAUUUAAGGGGGAACUUGGCCACAGCCUGGCAUCGCGUAGAUAUCGACUGCGCUCCCCUGAAAGAUGGUGGAAAGAGCAGGAAUGCCGAAUAG